Molecule: messenger RNA, 3948 nt
Organism: Brassica rapa (field mustard)
Lineage: Eukaryota; Viridiplantae; Streptophyta; Magnoliopsida; Brassicales; Brassicaceae
Product: transposon Tf2-1 polyprotein
Biological process (GO): DNA integration
Molecular function (GO): zinc ion binding; RNA-DNA hybrid ribonuclease activity; nucleic acid binding
Source: RefSeq, a predicted model, not a curated record
AUGCCAGGAAUCGACAUUAACAUAACAUGUCACGAGCUGAACAUCGACCCAACAUUCAAACCCGUCAAACAGAAAAGACGGAAGCUGGGACCCGAACGUGCUACCGCAGUAAACGAUGAGGUCGAAAAACUGCUUAAAGUUGGGUCGAUAACGGAAGUAAGAUACCCCGACUGGCUCGCCAACCCCGUAGUAGUCAAAAAGAAAAACGGGAAGUGGCGAGUUUGCGUAGAUUUUACCGACCUAAACAAGGCAUGUCCAAAGGAUAGCUUCCCUCUACCACAUAUCGAUCGAUUGGUAGAAGCAACGGCGGGCAACGAACUCCUAUCCUUCAUGGACGCUUUCUCAGGCUAUAAUCAAAUUAGGAUGAAUCCCGACGAUCGUGAGAAGACUGCGUUCAUUACCGAUCGCGGAACCUAUUGCUAUGAGGUAAUGCCCUUCGGCCUCAAAAACGCUGGAGCAACUUACCAACGACUCGUGAACCGAAUGUUCUCCAAACAACUCGGAAAAACGAUGGAAGUUUAUAUCGACGACAUGCUUGUCAAAUCCCUCAAAGCAAGGGAUCACGUGUCACAUCUCGAAGAAUGCUUCGCACAACUAAACUCCCAUAACAUGAAGCUCAACCCGACGAAAUGCAGAUUCGCCGUGGCAUCAGGAGAAUUCCUCGGCUACUUGGUCACCAACCGCGGUAUCGAAGCAAAUCCAAAACAGAUCAACGCUCUAAUCGAGAUGGCUUCGCCAAAGAAUAAACGGGAAGUCCAAAGACUGACCGGCAGAAUCGCAGCACUUAACCGAUUUAUCUCACGAUCAACAGAUAAGUGCCUGCCCUUCUACGACGUCCUGCGAGGAAAUAAAAAAUUCGAAUGGACGGAAGAGUGCGAAAACGCCUUCCAACAGCUGAAGCGUUAUUUAGCUACUCCUCCAGUCCUCGCAAAACCCGUGGAAGGAGAGCCUUUGUUCUUGUACAUCGCGGUAUCGGCAACAGCCGUAAGCGGAGUCCUGAUCAGGGAAGAACGCGGGGAGCAGAAACCUAUUUACAUAAGCAAAACCUUGCUGGAUGCCGAAUCUAGGUAUCCGUUGAUGGAAAAAUUGGCAUGCGCGGUCGUAACAUCGGCCCGAAAACUACGACCAUAUUUCCAAUCCCACACGAUUGUUAUCCUCACGACUUUUCCCUUACGGACAAUUUUGCAUAGCCCAAGUCAAUCAGGCCGAUUGGCGAAGUGGGCGGUCGAGUUGAGCGAGUAUGACAUCGAAUACCGACCAAGGACGAGCGCAAAAUCACAGGUGCUCGCGGACUUUUUGGUCGAACUUCCAACGGGAGCAAUAACCAACGAGGAACCAAAUUCCACCUGGCUCCUCCACGUCGACGGAUCUUCAUCCAAGCAAGGAUCGGGUAUCGGGAUCCGUCUCACAUCUCCAACAAGCGAGAUCCUGGAACAAUCGUUCAGACUGGAAUUCCAUGCCUCAAACAACGAGGCCGAAUACGAAGCAUUGAUCGCAGGUCUACGUUUGGCUCACGGCUUAAAAAUACGCAAUCUCCACGCUUACUGCGACUCCCAGUUAGUGGCCAGUCAAUUCAGCGGAGAAUAUGAAGCCAGAGACGAACGGAUGGACGCGUACCUCAAACUGGUCCAAGGUCUAGCUCAAGACUUCGACUGUUUCGCCCUUACCCGGAUCCCCCGUUCCGAGAAUGUCCAGGCGGACGCCCUCGCGGCCUUAGCAUCAAGUUCCGAUCCAGGACUCAAAAGGGUAAUUCCGGACUACAUUAUCGACGGGCAACUGCCCGCCGAAAAAUGGUCAGCUCGCAAGAUCCGAACACAGGCCGCACGCUACGUAACAGUGGACGGCGAAAUCUACAAGUGGAGAUUCUCCGGACCGCUCCUGACGUGCCUGGAAGGAGAAAAGGCGAGGAAAGUAAUGGAGGAAAUACAUUCCGGCUCAUGCGGCAACCAUUCCGGCGGAAGAUCACUAGCCGUGAAAAUCAAACGCCACGGGUACUAUUGGCCAACAAUGAUCGGAGAUUGAAAAUUCGCACGAAAAUGCGAAAAAUGCCAAAGGCAUGCGCCAACUAUCCGACAACCCGCCGAAGUUCUUUCCUCCAUCACGUCGCCUUAUCCCUUUAUGCGCUGGGCCAUGGAUAUUGUCGGACCUCUGCAUAAUUCAAAGCAAAAGCGUUUCCUUCUAGUCCUUACCGAUUUCUUCUCAAAAUGGGUAGAGGCGGACUCGUACGCGAGUAUAAAAGACGUCCAAGUCGAGAAUUUCGUAUAAAACAUCAUCUGUAGGCAUGGAGUUCCUUACGAAAUCGUAACCGAUAACGGGUCUCAAUUUAUUUCCACCCGAUUCGAGGCAUUCUGCGAAAAGUGGAAGAUACGACUCAACAAGUCAACUCCCAGAUAUCCGCAGUGCAACGGACAGGCUGAAACAAUCAACAAGACCAUUCUCGACGGACUGAAGAAACGCUUGGAGGCCAAAAAAGGUAGAUGGGCCGACGAACUCGAGGGAGUCCUCUGGUCUCACCGUACCACCCCAAGGCGAGCAACGGGAGAAACUCCCUUCGCCUUGGUAUACGGCGCGGAGUGCAUGAUUCCCGCGGAAGUAGAAUUUCCCGGUGUUCGAAGAAGGUUCUUACCCGAACGAGAGGAACUCAACAAUGCUAUGCUCUUGGACGAUCUCGACCUCAUUAACGAACGCCGGGAUCGAGCGCUCAUCCGAAUUCAAAACUACCAGCACGCCGCUGCGAGAUACUAUAACUCCAACGUACGGAACCGAAGGUUCAAUCAGGGAGAUCUGGUCCUUCGCAAAGUCUUCCAAAACACCGCUGAACGAAACGCGGGAAAACUCGGAGCAAACUGGGAAGGUCCCUAUAAAAUCGAAAAAGUCGUCCGACCAGGUUCUUACGAAAUAGCCAACAUGCAGGGCAUAAAAAUCCCUAGAACCUGGAAUGCGAUGCAUCUCAAAAAAGGUGAGGACAGAAACUGGUUCAGGAAAAAGGACAGAGUUUCAAGUAGAUCUCGAGGUUUGAUGGAGAGAGCUAAGUUUCCUUUCAAGAAGCGUUUUUCAUGGAAUGUGCAAAUCAGAUCUUCUAUGAGGUUCGUGGUUGGAUAUUACACGAAGGAGAAAGAAACAAGAGAAAUGUUUGCUAAUUCUCCGAAGGUUCUACAUUGCUUUGAAUGCAAAGGUUUUGGGCAUAUAGAUGCUGAAUGUGCAAAUCUGCAGAAGCGAAAGAAGAAGGCAGUCAUCAAGAGUGAUUCCAAAAGUGAAUCUGAUGAUGCGUCUAUGUCAGAGUCUUCAUGUGGAGGUGAUGAUGAUGCUGGAAGUGAUGAUGAUGAUGGUGGAAGCUUUGAUCUUGCUGGGUAUUAUGAAAAGUUGUAUGAGCACUGGCUCAAUCUUGUUCAGGCAAACUCAGAUUUGGCUAAGGAGAAAGCCAUGCUAGAAGCUCAAAUUGCUGAAGCACUUAAGUAUGCCUCAGAGAAAGAAGAAGAAGCACGACAGGCUGGUGCUCAACUUGCAGAGACUCAGAAGGGUUUGAGGAUGCUGAAUAAUGGUACGGAUCAGCUAGAUCAUCUUCUCAGUAUUGGGAAAAGUGAUAGAUGUGGCCUUGGAUAUCAAGGAGAAUGCUCUAAAGCUGGAGGUGUUUUUGUAUCUGCAGGAAAAACUAAGGAUGUAGGUACGUCUGAUACAAAGCCAGAGGUUAAGAGGUUUGCUAGGAAUGCAACAAAUGGAAAGACUGCAGUGAAGCAUGCAACUGAUGUGAAGAAUGUGACUGCUACACGUACUGCUGCUACGAGUACUGCUACGGCGACUGCUCUGACAACUGCUCCAGAGAGAGUUUCUGGAUUGAAGAGUGCAUCUCAACGAAAGUUUCGGCCGGUUUGUCAUCACUGUGGUGUUGUUGGACACAUUAGGCCAAGGUGUUUCAAGUUAUUGAGGGAGAAGAACCAGAUGGAGUAA